CGAGUACAACUUUAAAUGCAACGAGUAGUAUCGAAACAAAUAAGUUGACAUUCGAAAAAACGCGCAAAUAGCUGUGACGCUACAUUAAAAUUCGCAAAAAAAUAUAACAAUCGCACUGCUUUUAGAAUAUUAGUGAAACCAGAAUACUACAAUGGCGUUUGUUCGCACAAAGCACGCAACACGGGACCAUUUACCGCACUUGAUGAGCAAUGUGCCAGAGGAACAUCAAGACCCAAUCAAACAAAUGUGCCUCAAAAUGAUGUCGCAUGAUGCCUAUGGGAAACCCUAUCAGUGGAGCACUAGAGAUUUCGAGUUGGGCGCGCCCUUGGGACGCGGCAAGUUCGGACGCGUCUACUUGGCACGCGAGCGUCACUCCCAUUACAUGGUUGCCAUGAAGGUGAUGUUUAAGGAGGAGCUGCGCAAGGGUAACGUGCAGCGGCAGGUGCUGCGUGAAAUCGAAAUACAAUCGCGUCUCAAGCAUCCAAAUAUACUGCGACUGCUAACUUGGUUCUACGAUGAUUCCCGCAUUUAUUUGGCACUGGAAAUAGCGUCCGAGGGCGAACUAUUCAAGCACUUGCGUAAUGCGCCCAAACAUCGGUUCGACGAGCCACGGUCAGCGAAAUACACCUACCAGGUGGCCAAUGCGCUUAACUAUUGCCAUCUCAACAAUGUCAUACAUCGCGAUCUUAAGCCAGAAAAUAUCCUGCUGACGGGCACAGAUGAUCUGAAGUUGGCAGACUUUGGCUGGUCUGCGCAUACGCCCAACAACAAGCGCAAAACCCUGUGCGGCACCUUGGACUAUCUGCCGCCCGAAAUGGUCGACGGUCGCUCCUAUGAUGACAGCGUUGAUCAGUGGUGCUUGGGCAUUUUAUGCUAUGAAUUUCUGGUAGGCAAUCCGCCCUUUGAGUCCAACAGCUCUGAUAAUACGUAUGAGAAAAUCAAGCGCUUGGAUAUUCAUUAUCCAUCGCAUAUGUCAUCCGGCGCAAAGGAAGUAAUUUCAGGACUUUUGCGUCGACAGAGUCAGGGUCGCAUCAGCCUGGUGGAGGUUAUGACUCAUCCGUGGGUGAAGGAUGGCAUGGCCAAACGUGCUGCUCAGCUUCAACAAAGGAACAACGAACGGGGCAAGGAAAAUUUGGCUAAGAAUUAGCCAGCCCCUCAACACUUCAUUUAGAUUACAUAUGGAUUUUGUCUCUUGUAAUAAAUUAAUAAAAAUGUUUUAAAUUAA
Messenger RNA from Drosophila virilis, 1225 nucleotides. RefSeq names its product aurora B (gene aurB). Gene Ontology annotation, molecular function: ATP binding; protein kinase activity. Gene Ontology annotation, cellular component: kinetochore; spindle microtubule; spindle pole centrosome. The record is from RefSeq and is a predicted model, not a curated record. Lineage: Eukaryota; Metazoa; Arthropoda; Insecta; Diptera; Drosophilidae. Gene Ontology annotation, biological process: regulation of cytokinesis; mitotic spindle organization; protein phosphorylation.